UUGAUGGCUGCUUAAUGCAUAUCUGUUUGACUUAAAGCGUGAAUUCUGGCAGACCUGCGCGUGUCUUGCAUAUGGGUUCUCCGACUGAGAUCGUGUGAAACGCUGAUAAAACGAAAGCCUCGUAGGCAUAUAAAUACUGCGAGUUUGAUUUAUCAGUUCAAAAUUAAAAAUACUUUAUCGAAUAUAUAAACGUUUCACAAACGUAUUUUUUAACAGGAUUCAUUGUUCAGUUUGUAUUUGAAAUAUUCACAUAACAAAUUACUGUGCGGGACGUCCAAGCAUUGCAACAGUUUAGUUCAAAUUUAGUUUUAUUGUACAUCAAAAGGAUAUAUAAUAUAUUUGCCCUCUAAAUCUGAUAAACAAGUUGUCAUCUUGAUUGUGAUCAUGGGUAAUACAGUGAGUCGUAGGAGAAACGGAGGACCAAAAAGGACCUGCGAAUACAAUGAUCAGGAUAUUUUAGAAGAACACGGAGAGCAGCUCAAUGACGAAUCAGCUUAUUCUUUCAAUAAGCUCUGUGCUUUGAUCGCCGAGAUGGCAGAAGGAGAUGAAAAAAAAUUCGCCACGUUGGGCAACCUAAAAAAAAUAACGUCAAGAGUGGUUACCAAAUAUCGCCUUUAUUCUGAAUCAAACCACAGCUUGAAGCCAUCAGUCGAUGAAAGUCAGGUACCGGAAAGUGAUGCCGCCAUCCGCCAGCAUUCAUUGGAGUCCACGACAAGUUCAAAGUGCAGUUACUCAACAACCUCGUCUGGAAAUGAAACAACUCAGAGCCGUCGAGCCCGGUUGAGUCGACAGAAGACCGUGGACUACUCAGACGAUGAGGACAUUGUUGGGUUUACUCGAGGAGAAAGUUUUGAAGACCACAAUGACUGCCCGAAAGGCAAACACAUCAAUUCGUUACAUCCAUAUCACGAUAAAACAUUUUCGCCGAGAUCUGAACACAUCUCUUGUUCAAAACCAAACACCUGUGAAAUAGACACAGUCAUGAAUUGUUCACACGAUGGUAAGUCAAUUAAUAAACGUUUUAUGACAAUCAGGGACAGUCCUACCGCGUCCUCCGGUGAUGCUGUAGCAUCAAUUACAGAAGAAUCUGUAUUCAGUCUACUCAAUGAUAGUCUUCUUGACGGACAUUUGGAAGAUAUUUUAUAUUCAGUGGAGGCUCUCUGGCCUAAAUGACAUUUUUUUUAAUGUUUUGCAAAUUUGAUCUGAAUACUUAUCAUUAAAGUUGUUAUGUAUUGUCGUAUUAUAAAGGUAUACUAACACUGAUAACCUUCAUUUGCGGGAAAAUUUAAAUGUGUUGUUGUGGUUGUUGUUGUUAUUCAAUAUUAAGAAUGUGUAAGUAAAAUGCAGGCAGUGCUUUUGGGUAUCUUUUGCAUAAUACAUUCAGUUUCCCUUUAAUAAACAUUACACACCGUUUUAUAUAUGAUGAACAUCUGU
Messenger RNA from Dreissena polymorpha, 1434 nucleotides. RefSeq lists its product as uncharacterized. Lineage: Eukaryota; Metazoa; Mollusca; Bivalvia; Myida; Dreissenidae. The transcript is spliced from 2 exons. The coding region runs from base 385 to 1173 and encodes 262 amino acids. The record is from RefSeq and is a predicted model, not a curated record.